Conger conger (European conger) is the source of this 1634-nucleotide messenger RNA. RefSeq names its product myosin, light chain 12, genome duplicate 1 (gene myl12.1). The transcript is spliced from 4 exons. Lineage: Eukaryota; Metazoa; Chordata; Actinopteri; Anguilliformes; Congridae. The record is from RefSeq and is a predicted model, not a curated record. Gene Ontology annotation, cellular component: cytoplasm. The coding region runs from base 151 to 666 and encodes 171 amino acids. Gene Ontology annotation, molecular function: calcium ion binding.
GUUAAUUUAAGAUGGAAUAGUCCAGGCUUCCUGUACGGAACCACUGUGAUUAUCAGGAAGUUUGGGCGGUGGUGAAUCGUCGAAGAAGGUCUGUGUUACUUUGGGUUUGUCGUCUGUUGGGGCCUCAGGUAAAAAAACAAAAUCGUCAAAAUGUCAAGCAAAAGGGCAAAAAAGACCACCAAGAAGCGCCCUCAGCGCGCCACCUCCAAUGUCUUCGCCAUGUUUGACCAGUGUCAGAUCCAAGAGUUCAAGGAGGCUUUCAACAUGAUUGACCAGAAUCGGGAUGGCUUCGUGGACAAAGAGGACCUGCACGAUAUGCUGGCGUCCCUGGGAAAAAACCCUGCUGAGGACUAUCUGGAGUCCAUGAUGACUGAGGCCCCUGGUCCUAUUAACUUCACUAUGUUCCUCACGAUGUUUGGAGAGAAACUCAAUGGCACAGACCCUGAGGAUGUCAUCAGAAAUGCCUUUGCUUGCUUUGACGAGGAAGGAACAGGAUCUAUUAACGAAGAUUAUUUGAGAGAGUUGCUGACCACCAUGGGUGACCGAUUCACAGAUGACGAGGUGGAUGAGCUGUUCAGGGAGGCUCCCAUUGACAAAAAGAGCAACUUCAACUAUGUGGAGUUCACACGCAUCCUGAAGCAUGGAGCCAGGGACAAGGAUGAUUAGAUGCCUACUGUGUACAUAGAAAGUUAAAUAUAUGCAAAUAUCUUUGUUCAAAUUAUACCAUCAUGUUGGUCUUUCUACCAGAUUAGAACAUCUUGUGCAUGCCUUAGAUUUAAAGCAGGACCACUCAAAACAAGGCAAAACAAACAACUAAAGGCUAUUGACCAUAUUUAUGAACCUCCAUUUCAGCUCUGGUAGAUUUGCACAUUGGUUACAAUCUGAAGGUUGUCAGUUAAAUUGCAAUAAGGGGUAUGUGUGUCCUCUGGUACAAGUAAACUGUUCGGAACAUGAAAGUGGCAAGAAAUCCAAUUCUGGAAAAUAAGUCUUUGUUAACCUACUGGCCUGAUUUAGCUGGAUUUUUACAUUUUGUAUUAAACGUAAACUUUUGAAGUAAAGUUCUCGAUCAAUUUAUGGGACACUUUUGUCUUGUUUGGUUUUUUUUUUUAACACGCAGAUGCAGCUCUCAUUCAUAAUUUAGGAGGACCACAAACCAAGCACUCUGUAAAUGAAGUGCUGUCUGUGAGGAAGUUUGAUGUGAAUUCAGGUGGUUCCUUCUCUGUACAUGUUUUCAAGACUGGUAUGCUGUCAUGCCACAACAUGGAGUGUUCACAUUCCUUCAGCAUUCCUUUCAACCACUCGAGGCAUGCCACAACUAGAGCUCCAGGAAUAUCAGAGGCACUCUUUCACACGCACACAUUACAUUUUCCAUUAACACUGCAACAGUCUGGUGCAUAUAUUAAGUGAAGGCGAUAAUGGUGUCAUCUGUAUAUAAAAUUUGGGGAGGAAAAAUCUGUGGUAGUGUAAUUGGUAAUGUUAUAGAUGACUGAAUUAAAGAGACAGAAAGCCUACUUGCAGAAUUAAUAUGUAAUACAAAAAUCUUGCUGCAGUAGGAGGUCUAUUUGAAUAUAAUCAAACGUCAAAAAGACAACUAUGUCUUCUGUGAACAUCAAUAAUAAACUCCUGUAUACAAA